Pararge aegeria (speckled wood butterfly) is the source of this 5583-nucleotide messenger RNA. Its product is annotated as nucleolar protein dao-5-like. The record is from RefSeq and is a predicted model, not a curated record. The transcript has 20 exons. Lineage: Eukaryota; Metazoa; Arthropoda; Insecta; Lepidoptera; Nymphalidae.
GAACGCGAGCGCAUGUGUCGAGUGACGUUGCGAGUGUAGCCUGCUGCCGAGUUGUGUUUACGAAAACUGUGUUGUGUGUUGUGAUACUUUCCCACCAGGAUCUGACAGGUUGUCCCAAGCUGUCUCGCCACAAGGAAUUGCCAGUAUUUACGUGACCUCCGACAUCAUUUGUCCAAGAUGAGGCCGUAGUCGCGAGCAUAGCAUGGGCCAGGCAGGCAGCCAGUUGGGCGCAGAGCAGCGCACGCGCCGCUCCAACACCUUGCCGCACGAGCCACUGCGACACGCGCCCAAGGUCUUGCCAUCACUGACAGAGUCUCCCCGGCUGCGGAGUACGGACAAUGGCGCUAUCUUGCAUUCCGGAGGCACCAUAAGCGGGAGGAGGCCUGGCUCCUUGCUACAAGAAAGCUCCAGGGUGCCACACGGACAUGUCCACUCCAACGCCUUUAGAUCGAGGUCAGCUGGAGUCCCUGCGGACAACGAGCAGAGAUCCAGAGAACGGGAUCCCUUACAUCGAUCACAUACGAACCUAGACUUCAAGCAUGACUCUACUGGUUUAAAAAGGUUCGGCUCGGAACCUGAUUUGAGGAUUGAAGAGGAGCCACAAAAGCCAACAAGAUGCGCAAAUAACAAAAACUUUAGGAAAAAAUAUCGAGCUCCCCCGCCACCAAACCAUAAUCAUCUGGAAGGUUCAUCGCCAGGUUCCACUGAAAGGAACGCGAAAAUGGAACCGCAAAGAAAGCUCAGACUAUUUAGAACUAGAAACGAGACCAAAAAACUAAAUGGUCACAUGGAUUCAAAGAUCCCUGUUUACAAAAACACAUACACUGAUUUUAAAUCAUUAGACUUCAACGAUAAUUUCGAAAGACGAUACAAAUCUCCGUGCAAAGAUGAUAAUGAUCAUAAGGAACAGAAUUUUAAAUAUACUGACAAUAAAGAUAUGGUCCAAAGUAUGGCAUCAUUAAAAAAAGAAGAAAGACUGCUGCAGACCAGGCAAGACAACAGAGUAACGAGAACUGAUAGGGUCAGUGGAUGUCGGGCCAAAACAUCGAAAACGAAUGAACCAAGUGAGGCGUGGAAAACACCUCUCUUAAACAGAAACUUUAGACAUUCCGAGCGGUUCAACAAGGAUGAUAACUCACAAAGAUUACUGAGAAGAGAAAAGACCUUUGAUGACACCCUAAUCAUAAGCGAAAGAGAAAAUGAUUCACCUAGAGCUUUACACGAAAAGAGAAAAAAAGCUGUAGGCGAAGAGUUAAAUCAUAAUAAGCUUAGUCCGUUAGGUCAUAGAAACGAACCGUUGAGAAAAUCUCUUCCUUCGUUACUAAACAAAAGCAACGAAGAAAAAGAUGAGUUUCAGGAAGAACUCAAGAAAGCGACAAGUAGAAUAAGAAAAGAGUUAGGAAAUAAAUUAAAUAUAAGCGAAAAAACUAGUCAAAUCGAUAAAACGAGUACACAGAAACUAAACCCAACGAAAUCGGCAACAGCAAGCAAAGUCAAAGAGUCUAGUCUUAAAACAAAUAGUAAACAAGAUUCUAAACCAACAAGUAAUAUAACAAGAAGGCCAUUAAGUCGAAUAAAUGAAACUAAGCAAAAAACAACAACACACUGUAAAUUACCAUCAAAUGAUAUAAGCAAGUAUAAAUUGGAGAGUAAAGAAAAUGUGAGAGCAAUGCCGGAUAGAGGACAGGCUUCUGGAAAGGAAUCAACGCCUGAACAUUCACCAACAAGAAAAAAAGAAGCCUUAAGACGAGCUACACAAGAAAAGCAAAGGCCAGCUCCAUCAAAGCAGUUCUAUUUCGGUAUGAUCGAGUCUAAGAAGACAGAGCCACAAGAUCAUCUUAAAGAUUUCCCAGGCCUGGGCAGCCCUAUUAUCGAAGAGCUGAGUAACUUUCACCUUAUAGAACAGAAAUUACUGGGAUAUCAUGACGAGGAUGAAAUGGAGAAAUUCAAUGAAAAACUUAAGGAAGAUUGUAAAAGAAAUUUGUCAUCUGAGUCAGCUUUAUCAACAGACGGGUCAGAAGGUGAAGGCUCAGAGGGUUCUCUAGGUAUCGCCCUCCGGUUGCGGCCCACUAUACCUAAGAAACAGCCAAAUACUCCACGCUUCUCACCGGCUGCCGCAUGGAGACAACUUGCCAGUUUGGAUGCUCAUCUUGCCGAAACGCAACCACUAGCUGUAGAGACCAAAGUAUCAGCGGACAUAUCGCCAGAGUCGUCACCGCGGUCCGACCAGUCCGCUGACAAGUCCGGCGACUCGGGCAUUUCCGCCGACCAUGGACACAGCGAUCAUAGGAUAGAUUCUCCUAGACACGUAACAGAUCAAGCAGCAACAUGGACACCGCAGCAGGACUUGGGGGACAGCAGUUCAGACGGAGCCGGGGCUGACCACCCUCACCCCAACGUGGUGACCUACAGCCCCGGGGCGCAGCCCUUCAGUCUCAGCUUGCCCAGGGAUCAGGAUAAAGGCAAACAACUCCAGCAAGGAUUCAACAGCCUCCAGAAGCUUCGGAAAUCAGUAUCAGGAGCAUUGGGAGCUGCGUUGGGUUCUAGAAGAUUCGAUUUAGAACACGAGCCGAUGUUGGAAGAACCGGAACAAAAUUGGUUUCUGACAAAAUCAGCUCCCAAUUCAUUAAGCAAUCCUUUGCUGUACCAUCAGCAAUUGAGGACUAAGGUUUCUGAUGAGGUUGUAAAGGCGGAACCUGCUAUAUGUUCAGAUAAGGCUAAAGAAGAAGGCAAAAGAUGGCGGAGCUCGUACGUGAACUGGGGCGGACACGUGAUGUACCUACCCCCAGCCCCCGACCAGCCACUCUCCGUUAUGUCCACGGACCGACCUAUAAGGAGCAAGUCCAGUGGUUGUCUGGAGGUAGCGGCGCGGGCGGCGCGAGCGGCGGCGCUGGCGGGCGAGAUGCGGGAGUGAGAGCGCUCUGCGUCGCCGGACGUAGCGCGGGCGGUGCCGGCGCGGGUGGAGCCAGCCACGCGUAACGGAAACGCGGGUAGAGGGAAGCGUUUCACCUUCCAGUCCACAGUGAGGCAGGUGGAAAGGCGGAAGAUUGCGGAGAAACUGUCCCGAGAGGCGGACCUGAAGGAGCAACAAAGAAGAACAGAGCUGGAGGCCAUGCGGAGGGUUGAAGAGGAGUUCCAGCGGAAGCGUGCGAGAGAGAAGGCUAGCAUCCGACAACAACUGAGGCUCGUGAGCAGCGGAGCCAACAGCAUGCCACCGGUUACCCAUCACAAUAAGACGAGAGACGAGCCCGAUGGAUCGUGUCGCGAUUCUCCAACGGCGGAAAGAACUCGUGACGCUCGUCAAAGGCACAGCAACACCUCCUCGGAAGCCAGUGGCAGAAGCAAGAGCACUACGCCGAUCCGGUGCGUGGAGCUGUCGGAGUGGCGCACGGAGAACGGCACUCGCGUGUACCGCGACUGGGCCGUGCAGGCUGCGCUUGCGCACGCGCAUCCGCCCGCGUGUGCGCGAAUGCCCAUGUCCGUGCACAACAACUACAACGCAAUGGAAGGCUCCGCGUUCAGCGGCAGCCCGCGCUCCGACAACUACCGGCUGGAGUUCGCGCGCGGCCGCUCCCCCCGCACGCCGCGCACGCCCCGCGCGCCGCGCCUGCUGCCCGCCACGCGCUCGCCCGCCUCCUCCACCAGCGGCUCCGAGCUGUCGCUGCGACAGCCCAUCAAGAUCAGUGAACCAACUAAAGAAGAAGACGCGGAUGAGCCCGCCAUCGUGCCUACGCUGCGGCCAUCCGGACCCGCGCGGCCUGCCGUCGCCACCCGAUGACCUGCCACUCACCCAACAAUAUGUCCUGCCAUUAACCGAAAACCGUAAUGUUACUACAGUAUCAUCGCAGAGAUACUAGAUUUUAUUAAAGUGUCAAAGGAAAUGAGAUCUAAUUACAUUGGAUUUAGAGUCGUACAUUCUAUAACACAGGUUUUCAUGUUCCGAGCUUUAGCUAUAGAACACGAUGCGCUCGAAUUUGAACUUUAAAGCAAUCCAGAAAAGAUAAUAUUUUACUUUAACGUCCCUAAUUUAAAGGUGCUUAGGUUUCUGUAACCUUGCUAUGAGUAUUCCAGUAUCGAAAUCUUUGUUAUUUUCAAGUAACACUGUGAACCGGACAUUAUGACUCGUAUUUUUAAAGUUCAAAUUCAUUUACAGUUCUUCAACCAGCGCUCGUAGGAUUACGUUUGUAAAAUAAAAACCAUUAGCACAGAGUUUACGACUUUAGCAUAGAGACGUAAGGUAAAUUUUUCUUUGACUAAGGUAAGGGGGUAAAUGAGAUAGUAGUUAGGGUGUAGACGGCUAUACCGUUCAUUCUAAAAUCUCUUACAAUUUAAUCUCAUAAUACUUUUUAGAGAUUAUAGUAAUGUGUCUCCGAAAUUGGUCACUAAAAUUAUUUACUUGAUAAGUAUUUUAUGUAAAUGUAUGAUGUACUUAAUUUAGAUAUAUACACUUUAUUAGUAAACAAUGCAAUAGCUAUCGUCUUCCGAAUGUAAGUAAUAUUGAAGCUUUAAUCUAGACAUAACUGUACUCUUACUAACUUCUAGACUUAAUAAAGGUGCUAAGAAUAAAUUAUUUACUGAGUAUUUAUGAGUGUCGACAACAUGUUAUGCGGUAUUUGGACAAAUAGUGGAACCAAUAUUUUAUACCAAAUUUCGCAAGCGACGUAAAUACGUGCAUUUUGUUUUUCACAUAUUAAAAGCAUACUUCGUUUUAAAAUCUUUUUAAACGACUUGCAAAAAGGAGGAGGUUCUCAAUUCCCUAGUGUUUUUAUUCCUAGGUUUCCUAGGUUUGUUACUAACAAGAAAAUCAUUUUAUAUUUAAUGAAAAAGAUGACCCUAAUCUAUAAUAAUAUUAUAAAACUGAAGAGUUUGUUUAUUUGGUUGAACGCACUAAUCUCAGAAACUACGAAUUGAAAUUUAUUUCUGUGCUGGAUAGUCCAUUUAUCGGGGAAGGCUAUAUAACAUUACGCUACGCAUAAUAAGAAAUAACGCAAAAUCAGGAAAAAUAUAUUUCUUUAGUGGUUUUCUUAAAACCAAAUAAACGCGGACGGCGCCGCUGACAACAUCUAGUCGUUAAAUAUGAAAAUAUAUUAAAUGCCGGACCUAAAAAGUUUACCUGUUCCGUUAAUGCAUGAAUAUGCAAAUGACUGAUGUAUUUUACAUGACUUCUCAUAAAAAUAGGCUAUAGCCGACAAUAAUAGCCGUAAUAACCGUAAGGCGGGUACAAACGACGGGCGCGCCGUAAGUGGGCUAACGCUAGGCUUGCCGGCUACAAUGGUCAUUUCCGGGAUUUACUUCAUCGAUAUCCGGGACUGUGUCGCACGAAAAAGCUGUUUUCAGGGUUUUGCAGUUCUAUAUAACAGAAUUAUAUUUGUCCCGCAAUGGAAAUUUUGUCUUAUGUAGCUGAAUUGAAUUGGCGUAGGUACUAUCGUCGUAGUAGUAUUUUAGAAUAACAGUUUACUAAGACAUACCAACGUCUAUAAAACAAGGAAUAACAUUCUAAAACGGCGGCGGAUUGGCGCAGUGGGCAGCGACCCGGCUUUCUGAGUCCAAGGCCGUGGGUUCGAUUCCCACAACUGGAAAAUG